Neolamprologus brichardi is the source of this 4546-nucleotide messenger RNA. The record is from RefSeq and is a predicted model, not a curated record. Lineage: Eukaryota; Metazoa; Chordata; Actinopteri; Cichliformes; Cichlidae.
AGGCAGUGCAGCGGGGUUUCUGUCCGUGGUGCUGGAGAGUCGGCCGUCUCUGUCCGGGGUGCUGAACGGCUCGGUUUGCUGCUGCCGCCUCGCAGACUCGGCCCCCUGUGUACGGCUUGGCUCCGCACCUAUUUCGGGCUCGUAGUCGUUGGAGCGUUACCGGAACGUCCGUCUGCCCGGAUAUGUGUCUGCGAGGGGGGAGGGGAGGGCAGUAGUCUGAGCGUAAGAUGAGUCAAGACACUACAGAGACACGAACACGAACCCGCUCCAAAGGCAUCCGGGAACUGGUGGCACAAGAAAUGAAGCAAGACUUAAGUAGCAGUUGUCCCACUCCUGGAUGUGAUGGUAAAGGCCAUGUCAGUGGAAGGUACUCACGACACAGGAGCAUACUUGGUUGCCCAAUUGUGAAGAAAAGGAAGCUGGAGGAGGCUGAGGCCGGGGAGAACCAGUCCACUCCCAAGAGAAAGAAUCAGUCUGCUAAACAGGCAGCAGAUGGAGGGUUGACUGCAGACAGUGACACAGCAGAAGAGGAAGAGGAGGAGCAGAAAGAGAAUGAAGGGGAUGAAGAAAACAAGGACAAGAAGGCCAAAACAACAAGCAGGCCAGAGUCAAUAAAAACAGAUGCCUCACAGGUGACAAAAGUAACAGCAGUGUGUCCUUCAGCUGACCUUGACAUGAACAAACACAUCAGUGCAAAGGCUGACAACAAAACUGUGAGUGAGAAAGCUGGUGAGGAAGUAAAACCUGUGGCACUCACUGAUGACCUUCAGCAGGAGGAAACAGAGACAAAGGAUGUGAAGGAUGCUUGUCUGAUGACAAAGAAUCAGCCAUCUGCGGAACCCACAGAGCUAACAGGCAUUCCUGAUCUAAAAGAAACAAAGGAGGUGGAAGAAGCAGAAGAAGAGGAAGAAAAUAGACAGCAAAAAAGUCCUGAGAAUAUUGUAGAAGAGAGGGUAAUAGAAAGACAAGUGAUAAGCCAGAAAAACUCAGAUCAUCAGUAUUCAAGUGGUGAUUACGGCCAUCUGGCCAAAGAGUCAAAACAGCAUAAGAGGGAAGCUGAUGAAGAAGAGGUCGAAGAAGAGGAAGAAGAGGAAGAAGAAGAGGAGGAUGGAACAGGCAGGGAGGUCCUCCAAGAGUUUGACACUCCUUACACUUUGAGUCCACGCACUCAGGGAUCUGAAACUGAGGUGUCGCUCAGGGAAGAAAAGAUCUGUACUCCCAUGACUGAGGAAGAAGAGGAUGAAGAACAGGAAGGGGAGAGAGGGGGGGAGGAUCACAGACAAGAGAAGGAAGACAGUGAGAUCCUGGGGGAGGAAGAGGAGGACCAAGACUCCAGUAAAGCCUCUCCAACAACAGUGGUUAUAGAGGUCCGCUCUGAGGAGGAUGAUGAUGAUGAUGAUGAUGAUGAUGAUGAAGAGGAGGAAGAGGAAGAGGAGGAGGAAGAAGAGGAAGGAGAGGAGCAGGAUCGUGUCUCAGAGGGCUCGGGAAUAACAGACGACUCAGAGAACUGGGAUAUGACUCGGGGGAACCUGGGGCUGCUGGAGCAGGCUAUUGCUCUGAAGGCGGAGGAAGUGAAGGAAGGCCAGGAGAGCCGGAGCUCCCUGGACUACCAACCAUACACAUCAUCCAGCAAGAGCUCAGAGGCUGCUGCUGUAGCCCGCCGCACCACUCACUACAGCAAAGAAAAAAAGGAAGUCAAGUGUCCAACGCCAGGGUGUGAUGGGACGGGUCAUGUGACUGGGCUGUAUCCCCAUCAUCGCAGUCUGUCUGGAUGUCCUCACAAAGACAGAAUCCCUCCAGAGAUCCUGGCCAUGCAUGAGAACGUCUUGAAGUGUCCUACUCCUGGCUGCACAGGCCAAGGCCAUGUUAACAGCAACCGCAACACACAUCGCAGUCUGUCCGGCUGCCCCAUUGCCGCUGCUGCUAAGCUGAACAAGAACCAGGACAAACAGGUUCAUUUACAGGCUUCAGCCAGUGAACCCUCUUCCAAUUCUGACAGAGUGCUCAGGCCCAUGUGUUUUGUCAAACAGCUGGAGAUCCCUCAGUAUGGCAGCUACCGGCCCAACACGGUGACCACUACACCUCGAGCAAACCUGGCCAAGGAGCUGGAGAAAUACUCCAAGGUGUCUUUUGACUAUGCAAGCUUUGAUGGUCAGGUUUUUGGAAAACGUACGCUCAUUCCAAAGACACCUAGCACUGCUGAAACAUCACCCAAAGCCUUCAAAACUAAAUUAUUCCCCAAGGCAUCCUCCCCCAGUCACAGCAUGUCAGGAAGCUUUUCUAUGAGCACCUUGUCCUCCAGCGGUUAUGACUAUAGCCAAGAUGCAGAGGCAGCCCACAUGGCAGCAACAGCUAUCCUCAACCUGUCCACCCGCUGCUGGGAGAGACCAGAGACACUCAGCACCAAGACCAGGGAGCCCUGCACCAAGGAGGCGGAUAUUGAGGUGGAUGAGAAUGGCACCUUGGACCUUAGCAUGAAGAAGACCAAGCGGGAGGGAGUACAGUCUCCAGAGCCUUCAUCUUCUUUGUCUUCUUCCUCUCAACAUGUGGGAGCCACUGCAUCUCAGGGCCCAACUCAGCAAGAGUGGGAAGGCCCACUCGACUUCACCAAAAUGGGUGGUGUCAAAGAAGAAGACCACGAAGAGGUGGAGUACACAGCUCCCUCAUAUACCUCAUCUGAAGGUGAGGAAGAGGACCAAGAGAACUUGGAGGACAGGAAAUACCCCGGUGAGGUCACCACCACCAGCUUCAAGGUCAAGUUUCAGCCCAAAGACAGCAAAAAAGAGCUUCUUGUGUGUCCUACUCCAGGCUGUGAUGGCAGUGGACACAUUACUGGCAAUUACGCAUCACAUCGGAGUCUGUCAGGCUGUCCUCUUGCUGAUAAAUCACUUCGGACCCUCAUGGCUGCCCACACAGCAGAACUAAAGUGUCCAACUCCAGGUUGUGAUGGAUCAGGCCACAUCACUGGAAACUAUGCUUCACAUCGCAGUUUGUCUGGAUGCCCCCGAGCCAAGAAAAGUGGAGUCAAAUCAACCCCUACCAAGGAUGACAAAGAAGAUUCUGAGCUGCUCAGGCCCCAUGGACCCAGGGCUGGAUCCAAUGCUGCUUCUCUCAGUCUGUCAGGUUGUCCCAGAGCAUCAGCCAACAAGAAAAGAGCCAAGUUCCCUGGAGAUGAGUAUAUCACUGCAAAGUUCAGAGCCAGUGAUGUGCUGGACAAUGAUGAAGAUAUCAAGCAGCUCAAUAAGGAAAUCAACGAGCUGAAUGAGUCCAACUCAGAGAUGGAGGCCGACAUGAUAAACCUGCAUACUCAGAUUUCUUCUAUGGAGAAGAACCUGAAGAGCAUGGAGGAGGAGAAUAAACAGAUAGAAGAAAGGAAUGAGGCCUUGUUCCUGGAGCUAUCUGGCCUUAGUCAGGCUUUGAUCCGGAGCCUAGCCAACAUCAGCCUGCCUACCAUGGAGCCACUAUCAGAGCAGAACUUUGACAGCUAUGUGGACACCCUGACCCACAUGUUUACCAACAAAGACUGCUACCAGAACCCCGAGAACCGGGCUCUGCUAGAGUCCAUCAAUCAGGCAGUAAAGGGCAUCGAGGUGUAAGAGAAACUGGAGGACAACAGGUGGCAGGGCAUCACGGUGACGCCACCAAUCUUUUUUUCCAAACCCUUUAGAUACUCUGUGUCAUGAGUUUUUCUCAUUGGAGUUUUGUCCUCUGUUCUUUGCAUUUGUUUCCUGUUUGCAUGUUGCUUUAUAAAGGUGUGAGCGUGAACAGAUGUGUGGAUGUAAAGCGUGUCAAGGCACACUGAAAGCAAACUGUUGCCAUAAGCAACGGCACUUCAAGGUAUACACAGACAGGCACAGAGAGUACAGAACAAAGGAGUGCAGUAUCCCGCCUGAGCUGAGCAGAUUCUUAGUUAGUGAACAUUUCCCAUCUCCACUCAGUAAUGUUGAUAGUAUUCUAUAUGAGCAUAGUGAUGUUGCACUUCCAGGACUAGUUUGUAGAUUCAUUGUUACUAUUGCUGUGUAUCUAUUUAAGUCGACUGCAAAUGUUGGUUUAAUAACUUAUUUAUUCAUGUCUGCGGUAAUAUUUUUAUGUUGACUAUUAUUCAUUAUUGAUUUUAUUUUAUUUCAAAGUGCUACCUGAGAAGAUUUUAACCGGAAACUAAGAGAAGGGAGUCAUUUCCUCUGCACCGCUUAACAAAGAGGAAAUAUUUUAAGAUAUCAACUAUGAAUUGUUUUAUAUAUCUUAUUAUUUAUUUAAAACACUGGGAUCUUUUUAAGUGCAAAUAUUUUGUAACAGAAAGUUUUUUAAUAAUUUUCUAAAAAAUCUUUUGUGCUUCUGUUUAUAUGAGUUUUCUUUUUUCCACAAGCUAUUUUGAGUACAUUGCAAUACACUGGGAAAAUUGAGCUGCACAUAUUUCAGUAUUUAUCUGGUAAUGAUGAACAAAGUGAUGGUGAAUAUUUAUUUUGUACUGUCUAUGUGUUAAUGAUGGCUGUGUAUGGAUUAGUCUUUAUGUUUGCUCUUGAAAUAAAGGUCAACCCAAAAUGAA